AUGACAAGCUCCUUCACUCGAAUGCUGUCCAGCCGCAGCAGAGUGGCGGUGCUGGCUAGCCUUGGUGCUGGGACCUUAGUGACAGGUUACCUGCUGAGUGACACUGGCAGGGCCGUGUUUUCAGAAAGAAGGAAGAUGUUUCCACCAAGUGCCGACUUUCCGGAUGUUCGCAAGCACAAUAAUUGCAUGGCAAGUGCCCUGACUCCAGCUAUCUAUGCACGUCUAAGAGACAAGGUCACCCCUAACAACUGGACCUUAGACCAGUGCAUCCAGACAGGGGUGGACAACCCUGGGCACCCUUUCAUCAGGACUGUUGGCAUGGUGGCUGGAGAUGAAGAGAGCUAUGAGGUAUUUUCUGAGCUCUUUUAUCCAGUCAUUAAGGACAGACACAAUGGCUAUGAUCCAAGAACUAUGACACACCCUACAGAUUUGGAUGCUUCAAAGAUCACCUCAGGGAUGUUCGAUGAGAACUACGUCCUGUCCUCCCGUGUCCGUACAGGCCGGAGCAUCCGAGGCCUUAGCUUACCGCCAGCCUGUAGCCGCUCAGAACGGCGUGAGGUAGAGCGUGUCGUCGUACAGGCCCUGUCUGACCUGAAGGGUGACCUGACCGGCCACUAUUACAGCCUGGGAGAAAUGACAGAGGAAGAGCAGCAGAGACUCAUUGAUGAGCAUUUCCUCUUCGAUAAGCCAGUGUCUCCUCUGCUAACUGCAGCUGGGAUGGCCAGAGACUGGCCCGAUGCUCGAGGAAUUUGGCAUAAUAAUGAGAAGACUUUCCUGAUAUGGAUCAAUGAAGAAGACCACACCCGCAUUAUAUCAAUGGAAAAGGGUGGUAACAUGAAGAGAGUGUUUGAAAGAUUUUGCUGCGGACUCAAAGAGGUAGAGCGGCUGAUUAUGGAGCGUGGCUGGGAGUUUAUGUGGAAUGAACAUCUUGUCUACAUCCUAACUUGCCCUUCCAAUCUGGGCACUGGGCUCAGGGCAGGGGUGCACGUCCGUCUGCCUCUCCUUAGCAAGGACCCUCAUUUCAGGAAGAUCCUGGAGAGUCUGAGGCUGCAGAAACGAGGCACUGGGGGUGUGGACACUGCUUCAGUGGGUGAUGUCUUUGACAUCUCAAACAACGACCGCUUAGGCAAAUCUGAGGUGGAGCUUGUUUAG
This is a messenger RNA of Brienomyrus brachyistius, 1152 nucleotides long. RefSeq names its product creatine kinase U-type, mitochondrial-like. Gene Ontology annotation, molecular function: creatine kinase activity. Gene Ontology annotation, cellular component: mitochondrion. Bases 1 to 1152 code for a protein of 383 amino acids. The record is from RefSeq and is a predicted model, not a curated record. NCBI's taxonomy places the organism in Eukaryota, Metazoa, Chordata, Actinopteri, Osteoglossiformes, Mormyridae. Gene Ontology annotation, biological process: phosphocreatine biosynthetic process. The transcript is spliced from 9 exons.